AUUACUAUUCUGUGAUGAUCUUUGAUCUUGUGAGUGAGCGAGCGUGAGAAUUAAAAGUCUUUGUUUAUUUGUUUGAUUUUUUGAUUAAAGAAAAGAAAAAUGUUGGGAGAUAUCGAAGAUGAAAUAAAUAAUAUAUAUAAUAACUCACAAUUCGUUUUUUUGACUAAUACUGAAAAUUUUGAAACUGAAUCCUUCCAUUUAAUGCAAAGUAUGGGUCUAAUACACAAAUCAAAAUAUUGUAAAGAUUGCAAUAAAAAUAUGCAAUGGUAUCCCUCUGGAAGAUUUGAUUUGUUUGAAGGGAUUUGCCUACAAUGUAAGCAGACAUGUUCUAUAAGACAAGGUUCACCUUUAGAAACUAUUGACUGCAGCUAUUAUAAAAUUCUAGAAGUAUUAUGGGCUUGGUGCAACUGUGAAGAUAUAGAAAAAACUGCAGUUAGAUUAGGCAUUGAACAAACAACUGUGAUGAACAUUUUUUUAAUUGCUGGAUUAGCAGCUCAAAGGCAUAUCAAGAAACAUAUCUCACAGUGGAAGAUUGGGGGACCAGGAAUAAUUGUUCUUAUUGAUACAUUUCCUGAAACUUAUUUUGGUGCAAAUAGAAAAAGCAAUAGACCAAUACUUUGCUUAGCUGAAUUAAAGGGUUUUCCAUUGACCAUUGUGUUUCACCCUCUACAAACAGAUUCAAGAAAUGAGCAAGAUACAGAACAAAAGAUCAAAGCUAAUUGUCAGACAAUUAUUCGUGAUUUUGUUCAUCCCGAAUCCGCAGUGGUUGCUAGAAGGAAUGCCACUUAUUGUUCAUAUGAAGAUAUUCUAUCAAACCAACCUCAAUUCAAUGUGUUAGCAAGUGACGAAGGUUUAUUAAAACAUGAAUCUGUUGGGAGAAAUCUUCAAACUAUUUUGUCAACUAUUUGGGAAGAGGCUGUUUAUAUUUGCAUGACUGCUCAAUAUUUGCCAGAUCACUUAAUGAAGAGUUUUCUUGUCAGUCAAAUGUGGAAAAAUAAGUACAGUCAUAGAGCGCAAUCUCUAAUUCUGACAGAAAUUGCAAAUCUAGUGAAUGAUGGUAAUCAUGAGAAUCAGUGAUAAUUAAAAAUACUUUAUUAAUUUCAGAAAUAAUUUUUAUAUUCUAUUUAUUUGAUAUUAUUGUACACAAUAAUAAUAACAAUGAAGUAACUGGAAUAUUCCUAGAGGUUAAGAAAGCCAUUAAACACAGAUGUUUCAAGAGAUAAACUUUAAAUAAAGCAAAUUCCAUAUCAAUUUCAGUCUGUGGGAGCAUAUUAUUAGUCUUUCCACUUUAAAUAUUGAUUAAACUUCAUGAAGAAACGAAUAAAAUUCUUUGUCCAAAAACUGCUAAAAAGUCUAUAUUGAUUUUGUUUCAAAUUGUGAUUAAAACAAUCAAAGCUCCAAAGUCACAAGUCAUUAGAAAAAAAAUAUAAAAUUAAUAUUGAUUUGAAACUGCAUAUAAAUGUUUGUUCCAAAUUAAACCUGAAGUUGAAGUAGUAUUUUAAAAAAUAUAUAUAUUCAUUAAAGGUUUUCUAUUCCAUGUUUCGUGUAUACUUCUCCUUAAAGGAGAUUUUUGUAUGCCUUUUUUCAAGCUUUAAACAGGAUUAUGAAAAUUAUUAUAGCUUGUUAUUGGUUGUAAUAAUUCCACGAUUUUCUUGUCAUACAAACAAUAAAUAACAUGAUUGUUUGAUACGGAACAAAGCCUGUUCUUUGCACAAAAUCUGAUGGUUUCACAGAAGCCUUGAAAAGUUGGAAUAAAAACAUCAAAAUAAAGGGUGUGGUCCGUAUAAAGCCGAGAAUUUUAGACGUUAUUUCCAAUAUUUCAGGUAACCUGCUUCGUAUAUACUGACAGCUUGCCAUUGGGCAAGCGGUAAAUUAUGCCUAGACAGAAAUUAUAAUUUGUAAACAAUUAAAAGUUCUUAGUUGCUCUGGAGGGUUUUUUUCAUAAUUAAAAUAAUAAAGUCUUGAGCGUCAGGUGCCAUGGAAAAUGUUCAUAAACAAUAAUCUGAAAAUUAAAAUGACCAAACGAGUGGGAGUGGUUAUCCAAAGUUUCUUCCAUUUUUUUUAAUUGUAUUUCCCUAUUUGUAUAUUCAUUUGCCUUGUAAUUAUUGCUUCGUUACAAAACAACAUUAUUAUUGCACUCUCACUGAUUUCUUGAUUACUUCUAUUCUCACCGGGAAGGCUUCAAAUUCUAAUGAAAGAAAAAUCAAUGGUCAAAAUAAACAUAUAUGUCAAAAACUAAAUAAAGUAGGUAAAAAAAUUUCUGAUAGAAUUUAUUGCAGUCGAUCUACUUAUUGUUAUGAAAGCUUCAUUAAUUUUUUUUCAUGAAUAUUAUUAUCAUGUUUCUUAUAGUUAUGUUGAAAUGGCAAUUUUGAUAUUUGUAUUGUAUAAUUAUUUUGUCUAAGCAUACAUCAGACAAUAUAACCUUAUUGGUUGAUUAUGUGUCUCAUGAACUUUAUAAUGAGUUCUCUAAUACGAAGUCCUUUAUUAUAAUUCUUUAUAUUAUAUAUUUUAUAUAACUGUUUAUGUAUUGUUAUGUUUUUUUGUGUGAUUCUUAUUAAAUAUAUUAUAAUAAUUAUGUAUAUAUCCAUAAAAAUACUGAAAUCAUAUGCUCAAAAAUUAACAAAGUGCCUUUACUAUGUCCAAUAUUUUAUUAUUCAUAUUUAUCAAACAUUUUAUGAAAUUACUAUUAUCAAAGUACAUCAUUCAGCUAUGAUUUGUGCCUAAUUACUCAAUGUUAUAAGUAAAAUUUAUCGAACUGAUAUUGCAGCAGUCGUCUGAUAACUUCUAUAGGGUAGGCAAAUUUUCAUGUCUAGAUACAAAAUACUAUAAAUUGUUGAAUUGAUUAUUUGCAUAAAAAAAGUUUAUAUUGUAUCUUGCAAAAUAUUGUUGAAAAUGCUCAUAUUUUUCAUUGUUACUUAAUCACUCCAUGGACAAAAUUUACAAAGAGAUGCUGUGCCUUUUUUCUAUAAGAGAAAAGAAAUAUCUCGCAUCAUAUCAGUGUAUUAUUCAUUGAAUUAAAUUUCCAUAUCAAAAUAAGGGGACUUUUAUUCGAUCAAGAGAAAAUUUAAUACAUUUAAAAUUAUUACAUAUUUUUAUUCUAAUUUAUUUAUUUCCAAUAAUCAAAUGUUUCUGUUGUCAAUUAUAUGUAGUUACAUUAACAGGACUUUUUUUAUUAUAUUUGGGUAUUUAUGAGCAAUAAUUAGUGUUUAUAAGAAUAAUGUUAAUGAUUUUCUCUCUCUGUUUCUAUAUCUUUUGAAAAUUAUUGUUGGUUUGAUAAUGAAAAAAUGUUUCUUGUCAAUGUAUAUUGAAUCUAAAUUUGGUUUAUAUCAUAAAAAUCAACUGAAGUAAUUUGUUCUAUGUUCAUAUUGACAAAUUUAAAUUAGUAUGAUAUACUGUUAAUUUCUAUUAAAUACAUAUUCCUUGACUCA
Messenger RNA from Harmonia axyridis, 3428 nucleotides. RefSeq lists its product as uncharacterized. Bases 100 to 1077 code for a protein of 325 amino acids. The record is from RefSeq and is a predicted model, not a curated record. The transcript is spliced from 4 exons. NCBI's taxonomy places the organism in Eukaryota, Metazoa, Arthropoda, Insecta, Coleoptera, Coccinellidae.